This is a messenger RNA of Seminavis robusta, 4038 nucleotides long. The record is from the annotation of a GenBank genome assembly. NCBI's taxonomy places the organism in Eukaryota, Bacillariophyta, Bacillariophyceae, Naviculales, Naviculaceae.
AUGCACGAGAUUCCGUUUUUCCAGCAGCUUCGUCGAACGGUCGAAGCCAAAGGCGACCAAGUCUUUGCCACUUGGUACGACAAGCAUGGAAAAGUCAGCGAGGAGUGGACAUUUGCUCAAAUCUGGGAGGACGCAGGAACGAUUGCAUACUACUUGCGGGAGGAAUGGGGUUGCCAAAAGGGCGAUAGAGUCGUGUUGUGCUACUUGUUUGGGUUGAACUUUUUCGCUGCCUACUUGGGAUGUCUUCGCGCUGGUUGUCUCGCGGUCCUUGUCUAUCCCCCGGGGCCACCCUUGACAAAGUCCCUCUCCAAGCUGCAAACUGUGAUUCAAGAUUGUAAACCCGUCCUGAUCCUUACCGACACUGUUGUAAACCUGGUCCGCAGUGGAGACUCUGCCAAUCCUUUCUCCAACAGUCGCGAUCUUUGGCCCAAUGACGUGCCAUUCCGUGUCACGGAUACCCUCUUGGAGAGCAAGGGCAAGAAUGAAGCAUACCUGGUCAAGAUCGUCUCGGCAUUGCUGCGUCAAAAGAAACCAAAAGACAAGAACCUCAGUUUCCACGAUGAGACAAUCCAAGAAGAAGAAGUGGCCUUUCUGCAGUAUACGUCAGGAAGUACUGGCGAUCCAAAGGGAGUGGCCAUCUCCUUUGCUUCUUUGAUGGCCAACGUGAAUCUAGUUGGCGAAGACGUCCACGGGAAGCUGGAGAGAAGUGGUGGUGUGCCCUCGGAAAUUGUCCAGUUUUCGUGGUUGCCUCAGUAUCAUGACGCUGGACUCGUGUGCGCGUACGUCUUGCCCUUUGCUUAUGGAUGGAGACAACAUUUCACCAGUCCACUUUCCUUUCUCGAGAAUCCAUUGCUUUGGAUGGAACUCUUGUCGCGAACCCGGUCGAACUUUGGCAUGGCGCCGGACUUUGCGUUUCGUCUCGUGGCACGGAAAUAUCACGAGGCCAAAAAGAGACCUGGUGGCGUUUGUCCCAUUCCAGACUUGGAUUUGUCCGCCAUCAGAGGCAUUACCAAUGCGGCCGAGCCCAUCAGAGCUGAUACAAGGGCGCUGUUCUUGGAAGCAUUUGCAGAGCAUGGACUCCCAGACAGCUACUUUUUGGGCGGCUAUGGGCUGGCAGAAACAGUGGUGGGGGUUUGCUUUACGCACCGAUAUUGUCUGUCGACUCCACGACAUGAAGGCGACAAUCCAAUAGUGGCCAGUGGGCAUAGACAAGAGUUCCACCAUUCGGUGCAACUCAAGGUCGUAGACCCCGACUCUCACCAAGAGUGCCCUAAUGGAGAAACGGGGGAGUUGUGGAUCUCCGGGCCUUCUACUCGUAACUCUUACUACAACAAAGAAGAUCUAACAAGAGAGACAUAUCAUGCAAAGAUCCAAGUCGACGACAACGACGACGACGACGACGACAACAACAACACGGAGCAAGAGUAUCUUCGGACGGGCGACUUUGCCUUCUUUCAGGACGACUUCCUCUACAUCAGUGGGCGCAGGAAAGACUUGAUAAUCUGCAAUGGCGUCAAUUAUUAUCCGCAGGACAUUGAGUAUGUGGUCCAGGACGCCUCUUCUCUGAUCAGACCGGGCUGCACCGCUGCAUUCUCAUCUAAUGAAACAGACGGAGACGGAACAUUGGAAGUUGUGUUUGAGCUCAGAAAGGAGGGUGAGGAUCAAGCGGCUGACAUUUGUUAUGACGUGCAAAUCUCCAUCAUGAAAGCUAUUGGGAUUGCACCCACCCGAGUCGUCGCCAUUGUUUCCAGGUCGAUCGCAAAAACGACAAGUGGGAAGAUCAGGCGUCGAGCCACCCGCGAGAAGCUCCACGGAGGUGAGCUAAAGGUCCUCUAUGACUACCAAACCGCAAGUCCUGACGCAGCAACUGAAGAUGAGCGUUCGAGUACAACUUUCGCGGGUUCAGACGAAGAAGCACCGAAUCACCACAGCCCAGCCAUCCUGGACACGAUGCCAGCGGAUGAGAAGUUCGACAUGAUUGUGUCCUCUGUCUUGGGCAAGAACUAUGAUCCAACGACAUCGUGGGAGCUUCUCGGACUGACUAGUAUGACGCAAGUGCUGCUUUUGAACAAGAUCGGUGAAAAUUUCCCCGUGUCUUUAUCAGCUCAGGAUUUGCAACAACGCUUCAGCACACCCGAGGCCCUAAAGACCUACCUCCUCAGUCCGAACAUUGGGAACUUCUUUCCAGUUAAGGUGGAGGACCUAAAACUUGCUGGGCAACGUUUGCCUCGGAUGAUCUGCGCAUUCCUUCAAACCUUUGGUAUCCUUCUCUUCCUCCUGCUCCUUUCUUUCGUCACUGCCCCGGCGUACUAUUUUGUGACUUUCUGCCAACUACGACCUGACGAUACUUCUACCUCUUACCCUUCCCGUCUGGCACAUCAGCUUCUCUCUGUCGGUUGUGCUAUCAAAGUGGCUGUCCUGGGAGCCGACUUGCCAGCUUCGGUACAAGUCGAUGGGUUUCUCAGAGAACCAGACUUGAUCACAUGUGGAGAACGAGUUUCCGUCGACUUUGACAUUCACUGCCGCAAGUUUUCGAACAUCAAGUCCAAAGGCGGCUCAUCAGACACCGCGAAACUCCGCUUCAGGCAAACUUCUUUAGGAGACAACUGUACCAUCCAAGGCCACGUGGGACUGGGGGCAAAGAUUGGGAAAGACAGUCUUAUCAAGAAACUCUCAGCAGUCCCUGAAGGGGCUCAGGUCCCUCCAAGAACUGUAGCAAGAGGCAGUCCGGCCUUCCAAACCAUCGAAGCGCCCAGUGAGACAACACAACCCAAGUGGUUCGAUACAUUGGAAGGAGCAAAGGUAGCAUGGAUCUGGAUUGAGCUGUACCUUUCAGCGGCUUUUGUAUGGAUCUCUGGGCUUGUCGUUGACAGGAUCCCACAUCUUCAAGGAUGGCACUACGAAUCCCUGCUUCGAAUUGUUGUGCUAGUGGUCCUUUCCACGAUCCUGGGACUUGUCUUCACCAUCCCACUCAAAUGGAUACUGAUUGGCCGUCGACGAGCCGGACGAAAGGAGUCAGGCUGGGAGAAACUCCUUCAGUGGAUGGUUGACUACCACUUUGAAAUCUACAGGACCCUGUUCGACUUGGUGGCAGAGAACACACUCAUGGUAAACGUCUACCUGAUGGCGCUUGGCAUGUCCAUUGAUCUCGAUUCGAAAGUCUGGCUGUUCGUUCUCCCUCCCUCCAAGGUUGAUUUGGUGAACAUCAAGUGUUCUUUUGUUUCAGCUGCCGACUUUGACGUGACAGCAUCCGGAAAGCCCGAGAUGAUCGUGGUGUACAAUAGCAGCAUUGGUCACACCGUUGUACUGGAGGGCGGUACAACCAUUCGAAACACAGAAGUCAUUCCAUUCUCUACGAUCUCCACCGACCUUAUUGGUGAUGCCGAAAAGUGGAGCAGCAAUCAACAACGUCUUCCGCACCUUUGUGAGAGACUCUUGGUUGAUCUUGCUGCCAUUCCAGUACUUUUGGGAACUGUAGCAAGCUUCCUCCCAACAUAUGAAUUUUACCAACGGGCGGUGUUCCUGAACAAUCUAAUUGCUGGAUGGCAAUUCCCCGUCCUCAAGCUCGCCUUGGCUUUGGUUGUGCACUGUGCGACAUGGUAUCUAGGUGGCUUCCUCCUUCAUCAUGUCAUGUAUUGCUGCAAUGCAAGAUCGGCGAGGAAGCCAUGGAGUAGGACCUUGUAUGCAAUUUACUUGGACGUGACGACCAACUUUUGGGACCUUUCACUGUUGUCAUUGACGUGGGGAACUCCCAUCAUCAACCUUGCAUUGACAGGGUAUGGUUGCAAAAUCCAAGGACCGCUGUUGUACCUUGGGCGUCGGCUCUAUGACGCCCCUCUGAUAUCGAUCCAGGGUCCCUCCAUCAUUGAUGGCAGCUGGGUCAAUGGCCACUCUGUGGUCUAUGGAAGGACUCAGUUUGGCGAAACCAAGGUGUCGGGAGUUCUGCAUGAGUUUACCGUCUGUCUUGCCAACACCAACAUGACAGAACCAAAUAGGGAAGUGGGUCCGAUGCACUUUGUCAACCCGUCUCUUUCAUAG